AUGGCAUCGCAAUUUCUCCGUUCCACCAACUCGCGUUACGUUGCUGGUGUUCUCGCUGCUCUCGGAGCCGGAUCCGCUCUUUACACUCUCACUCCACAGACUGUUCAAGCCAAAUCGGAAGUGGAUGCUGCGACAAUCAAGAAGAUUGAAGAGGCCUACGCCAAGCUGAAUGGUCCAGAAGGGGCGAAAUGCAAAUCUCUUUUGAAGAAACAUUUGACGAAGGAUGUGGUCGAUAAGCUGAAGGCAAAGAAGACAAAGCUCGGAGCAACUCUUUAUGAUUGCAUCCGUUCGGGAGUCUACAAUUUGGACGCUGGAGUCGGUGUCUAUGCUCCAGAUGCUGAGGCUUACACUUUGUUUGCUCCACUCUUCGAUAAAAUCAUCGAGGAGUAUCACGGAUUCACUCCAAAACAGAAGCAACCACCAGUGGAUCUCGGAGAGGGAAAGACAAAGGAGUUCCCACCAUUGGAUCCAAAGGGAAAAUACAUCAAAUCGACGAGAAUCCGUUGUGGACGCUCUCUCAAGGGCUACCCAUUCAACCCAUGUCUCACCCAGGAUAACUAUUUGGAGAUGGAGGGAAAGGUGAAGAAGGCGUUUGCCGAGUAUUCGGAUAAGGAGUUGAAAGGAAAGUACUAUCCAUUGGAUGGAAUGAGCAAGGACACUCAGAAACAACUGAUUGCUGACCACUUUUUGUUCAAGGAGGGAGAUAGACAUCUUCAGUAUGCGAAUGCGUGCAACUUCUGGCCAAAGGGACGUGGUAUCUUCCACAAUAACGAUAAGACUUUCUUGAUUUGGGUCAAUGAGGAGGAUCAUAUGAGAAUUAUUUCGAUGCAAGAGGGUUCUGAUGUUGGAAAAGUUCUCGAUCGACUCAUCAAGGGUGUUCGUGGUAUUGAGAAGCAGGUUCCAUUCUCCCGCGACGACCGUCUCGGAUGGUUGACCUUCUGCCCAACAAACUUGGGAUCCACAGUCCGUGCCUCCGUUCACAUUGCUCUUCCAAAGUUGGCUGCUCGCAAGGAUUUCAUUGAGAUUUGCGAGAAGUUGAACCUCCAAGUUCGCGGUAUUCACGGUGAACACUCGGAAUCGGUUGGCGGAGUUUACGACAUUUCCAACAAGGCUCGUCUCGGUCUCUCUGAAUAUCAAGCGGUGAAGCAGAUGUAUGACGGAGUGAAGAAGUUGAUUGAAUUGGAGGAGAAGGAGAAAUUAAUCUUCACUCACCGCAAAUUUACUGAUACCCGGUUGACACUUGCUCAGUGGAAGGCUAAGAGAAAGAUAGCCGGAUUCAAUGAUGACACCAAACUUCCAGUCAUGAAGAUAAAUGACACUCGAACCAUUAUCGGCGUCAUUGACAUUUGCAGGCAUAUUGCUCUUCAAUACGGUCUUUACGGAAGUUCGAGUGGAGAUCAAGAGGCGAUUGAUGAAGUGAUUCAGAAGUUGGAGGAGUUGAACACAGCGAUGAAUCCUAUUUUGAGAGCAACUCUUACCAAGAAUUAUGAUGCAAGGAAAGAGUGCUGGAAUGUCUUCAAAGAAGAAUCCCUUUUCCCACUUCUCCGAAAAUACGAGGAGCUACUCGGUGAGCAACGAUUCAUGGUUGGAACUCAGUAUUCCUGGGCCGAUAUUGCUCUCAUCGAGUUCCUGACUCGUUGCCAACAGUGUUACGAUAGUUUCUAUCUUGCUCACUUCGAAAGACUCCGCACUUUCUGUCAAGUCUUCGAGUCUCUUCCACACAUUCGUCCUUAUAUUCAAGGACGAUCCGAUUCCUUCUUUUGA
Molecule: messenger RNA, 1764 nt
Organism: Caenorhabditis remanei
Lineage: Eukaryota; Metazoa; Nematoda; Chromadorea; Rhabditida; Rhabditidae
Exons: 9
Coding region: 1-1764 (587 amino acids)
Biological process (GO): phosphocreatine biosynthetic process
Molecular function (GO): creatine kinase activity
Source: RefSeq, a predicted model, not a curated record